This is a messenger RNA of Radiomyces spectabilis, 1409 nucleotides long. Its product is annotated as NMT1/THI5 like-domain-containing protein. NCBI's taxonomy places the organism in Eukaryota, Fungi, Mucoromycota, Mucoromycetes, Mucorales, Radiomycetaceae. Gene Ontology annotation, biological process: thiamine biosynthetic process. The coding region runs from base 101 to 1132 and encodes 343 amino acids. The record is from RefSeq and is a predicted model, not a curated record. The transcript has 3 exons.
UCGGGUACCCUAGCACAAUCUGCAUUUAUUUUCUUAUAAAUAGACAGCUCCACUGUCGCUCGAGAAGAAACCAUCAUCUCCCCAUCGCUUUCCUGUUACUAUGUCUACUGAUAAAAUCACUUGCUUGUUGAACUGGCACGCUACUCCGUACCAUUUGCCUCUCUUUUUGGCCAAGAAGCUGAACUACUUUGAAGAGGAAGGUGUCAAGGUGGCUAUCUUGGAGCCGAACGAUCCCUCGGAUGUGACGGAAAUCAUUGGUUCCGGUAAAGUUGACCUCGGUUGCAAGGCGAUGAUCCAUACCAUUGCCGGAAAGGCUCGUGGUUUCCCUAUCAAGUCUAUUGGUACUCUUCUUGAUGAACCAUUUACGGGAGUCGUGUAUUUGAAGUCCCAGAGCGGUAUUACCGAGAAAUUUGAGAGCUUGCGCGGCAAACGCAUUGGUUACGUCGGUGAAUUUGGCAAGAUCCAGUUGGACGAACUGACCCGCCAAUAUGGUAUGACUCCUGAGGACUAUACCGCAGUUCGUGUGGGUAUGAAUGUGACCCGUGCCAUCAUUCGUGGUGAAAUUGAUGCCGGCAUUGGUCUUGAAAAUGUUCAAAUGGUCGAGCUCGAAGAAUGGUCCGUCACUCAAGGCCGUUCCCGCGACGAUGUGGCUAUGCUCCGUAUCGACGAGUUGGCUCAUCUGGGUUGCUGCUGCUUCUGCUCGAUUCUCUUUAUUGGCAACGAGCAGUUCAUUGCAGAGAAUCCUGAAAAGGUGGCCAAGUUCAUGAAAGCCGUCAAGCGUGGCGCCGAUUACAUGUUUGCCCAGCCUAUUGAAGCCUAUGAGCACUUUGUGGAAAUGAAGCCUCAUAUGGACAAUGAAGUGAACCGCAAGAUCUUCCAGCGAUCUUUCAGAUACAUGUCCCGCGAUUUGAAGAACGUGCAACGUGAUUGGGACAAGGUGACCAACUACUGCAAGCGUUUGGAAAUCGUAGACGAUCAAUUCCAACAGAACCAAACCAAUGAAUUCUUGACGUGGCCCCUUUUGGAAGAAGGUCCUGCCGGUGUAGAACCUCCUACUGUCGACACUGGCGUCGUUGGCUACUGCCGCACUGGAAGAUGCUGUGGCGGAGCUACAGUCGAUGUUAAAGCUUGAAGAAUAGCACAAGCUGGAGGUGCUCGAGUAUGACCUAAAAAGCAUACCAAGUGGCUGAGAUUAUACUCCUAACACCUGAUCAGGUUAAUACCUGCGUAGGGAAGCCGCCGAUCCUUCUUUUUCUUUUAGCUAAUAAAAUGCUUUGUCUCAAGCUCAAUAACCGAUGCCAUAAAACAUAAUUUCCCAGUAGCUUAUGCUAGAGUUUUUGGAAUUGUUCAGAUAUUAAGUUCAUUGACAUGAUAAGCUAAUAAAAAUACCAUUGCAUGUUAAAUCAGAG